AUGCCGCCGCCCAGGUCCGUUUUCACAGCCCAUGAGCGCAAUGCUCUGAAAGAUCGAUGGGGCUCCCAGGCAACACGUCUAACACGCGACUCCUUCCUUCCGUUUGGUUCAUGCCAAUUAUGCCUUCUCCCCGCCGUGGACCCUGUGUGCUGUCCAGCAGGCGAUUUGUUCUGCAGGGAGUGUGCCAUGACGAACCUUCUGGCCCAGAGAAAGGAAAUGAAGCGACUCGAGAAACUUGCUGAGCAGCAGAAACUGGAAGAGGUGGACCAGCAAGAACGAGAAGACGAGCAAGCGCGGCUACGUGCAGUGCAAGAGUUCGAGGCUGUGCAGAUGGGCCUUGAGGUCAAGGUUGGCGCAGGAUCGAAGGUGAUUGGCCGAGAAGGUGGGAAAAUUUUGGUGGAGCAGAGUGAGACUACGGGGAGCAAGGGCACGAAGCGCAAGUUCGAGAUGGAUGAAGAAAAAUUGAAGCGUAUUGCAACCGAAGAGCGGACGAAAGCUAAGCGGACUCUUGAAGACGAACGCAAAGCAGCGAAAGGCUCACUACCAAGUUUUUGGGUCCCAGGAGAGACACCGGAGACUCACCACAAGGGCAUCAGCAAGGCGAAGCAGAACCCUACUUGCCCUUCAAGCGAUCCAGAAUAUCCACAUGGUCUCUCGCUCAAGACUCUGACGAGCGUCCAUUUCCACGAGGAGAAGUCGUCAGAGACCGGGAAGACUUUGCGCACGUGUGCCAGCUGUCAAAAAGCGCUGUCGAACAGCACAAAAGCUGUGCUUGCAAUACCGUGCGGGCAUGUUCUAUGUAAACCAUGCGUUCAAAAAUUCUUGAGGCCAGAGCAUCGACAUCAUAGGGAUGCACACGAGGAUGGGCCAGAUCCCGAGACCACACAUUGCUAUGUAUGUGAUGCGGACCUUACGACGGUGCCGGACACGACUGAAAAACAAAGUAAGAAGAAAAAAAAGGAAAAGGAGAAGGGGCCAAAGCCUGGAUUGGUGGAGAUUAGAAGUGAGGGGACGGGGUACGCGAGUGGGGGCAAAAGUCUGGUUAAGAGGGAAGGUGUUGCAUUUCAAGUCUGA
This is a messenger RNA of Ascochyta rabiei, 1074 nucleotides long. RefSeq lists its product as uncharacterized. The transcript has a single exon. Lineage: Eukaryota; Fungi; Ascomycota; Dothideomycetes; Pleosporales; Didymellaceae. Gene Ontology annotation, molecular function: ubiquitin protein ligase activity; metal ion binding. Gene Ontology annotation, cellular component: nucleus. The record is from RefSeq and is a predicted model, not a curated record. The coding region runs from base 1 to 1074 and encodes 357 amino acids.